GACGACGAGGAGGCACCUCGAACGUUUCCUCGCUCCAGACGACUUUGGAAAAUUGGCGAAAGGUGUAACGCCAGUCUAGAAUUGUCAAGCCAUCAUUGCCAAGACAUCUACUUGAAACGCAAAGAUGAACAAGGUGGAUUAUAUGGAAGUAACUCUCCCGAAUUAUUCUUACAUUUUCAAUUUCGAGGAGACGUUCAGUCAGCACGAGACCAAGCAAUGGAUGAUGAAGAAUUGGACGAACGGUUUUUACUACUGCGGAUUGUACAUGAUCCUAAUAUUCGGCGGGCAACAUUAUAUGGCCAGCAGGCCCAGAUUCGAACUCAGGGGAAUACUGUGUCUUUGGAAUACGCUAUUGGCUUCUUUUUCUAUCAUCGGCUUUACUAGAACGGCGCCCGAAUUAAUACAUGUUCUCAAGCAUCACGGAUUGCUCCACAGCAUUUGCAUACCAAGUUUUAUUGAACAAGAUUGCGUGUCGGGCUUCUGGACGUGGAUGUUCGUACUGUCGAAGCUACCCGAGCUUGGCGACACGAUCUUUAUCGUGCUGCGCAAACAGCCACUGAUCUUCCUGCACUGGUAUCAUCACAUUACCGUCUUACUGUACUCCUGGUUUUCCUAUUCGGAGCACACCGCGUCCGCGCGAUGGUACGUCGUGAUGAACUACUGCGUCCACUCGAUCAUGUACAGCUACUAUGCUCUGAAGGCGAUGCGGUACAAACCACCUAAAGCAAUCUCCAUGGUGAUCACCACACUUCAACUUGCCCAGAUGGUGAUCGGUUGCUAUAUCAACAUAUCUGCCUAUCAAUACUUGGAGAGCGGCAACGUGGACUGCAACAUCUCUCGCAUGAAUAUCCAUUUUAGCUUCGCGAUGUACUUGAGCUACUUUGUCCUAUUCGCGCGUUUCUUCCAUAAGACGUACCUGGCUGGAAAGAAGACCGACAAAAAGCACUUUGCCAAUAGCGCACCUGGUCACAUCGGCUAUAACGACAAGCUCAAAGUCAACUAAGGCGUUAAUUGGUACACUAGG
This is a messenger RNA of Mycetomoellerius zeteki, 1024 nucleotides long. RefSeq names its product elongation of very long chain fatty acids protein baldspot. The transcript has 3 exons. NCBI's taxonomy places the organism in Eukaryota, Metazoa, Arthropoda, Insecta, Hymenoptera, Formicidae. Gene Ontology annotation, biological process: fatty acid elongation, saturated fatty acid; very long-chain fatty acid biosynthetic process; sphingolipid biosynthetic process. The coding region runs from base 125 to 1003 and encodes 292 amino acids. Gene Ontology annotation, molecular function: fatty acid elongase activity. Gene Ontology annotation, cellular component: endoplasmic reticulum membrane. The record is from RefSeq and is a predicted model, not a curated record.